AUGGUCAAAGCCGGCUCGUCAAAGCCCCAAGGUCAGCUCACGCAGAUUCUUGUUCAGGAGGUGGUCAAGUUGUGCCUUGAGAUGUUCAAUCUCCCUCUUGUUCUGCACAAUGUCGCCUUGAAGCUGACGCAUAUGCUUCUCCUGCUUCUCAUUCUCUGCCCUGAGAGCCACGACCUGCUCCCACAUAACUUCAUCCCACCUUCUCCGAUAGGGAUGUAUCUUGUGCUGUCGAUGAUUUGCUGGAAGAUCCCAGAGAUCAUUUCAAAGUUGGAUAAGGUUUCAUCAGAGGGUGAUGAGAAGAGCCAAUUGGACUCUCUGCUUAUAGAAAACCUUCAGCUUAAAGAUUCACUUGCAGAGGCUGAUCAGAAGAUCUCACAGCUUUCUCAAGUUGAGGAAAAUCAUUUAAAGUUGAUCCAGAAGCUUGAAUCAGAUGUUGAGGAUUCUCAUGUUGAAGCUUCUAUCUAUUGGUCUGUUCUUGGAGAGUUUGUGAACCAGAUUCAGUGUGCAAAAGAAGAAUCCUCUGAGAGCAAGAUUGAUCUUGAAGACUCUUUUGUUGAGUCCUGCAUGGCAGAAGAGUACUGCGCGGUGGUAUACAAAGAAGCUUUGAAGGAAGCUGAUAAGAGACUUGGAUGUUUGAACAAGAAUGUAUCAGAGAAAGAAGAUGCUUUGAGAUCAGAAAUGGCUGAGAAGGAAAGAUUAAAAGAAGAGAUUCAUCGGCUGGAAUGUCUUGUGAAGGAGAAGGAGGAUUUAGUUCAGAUAGCUGAGAAUGAUUUGGCUACAGAGAGGGAGAAACUUGAGAUGGCCUCUCAACAGAGUAACAAUCUUCAGUCUCAGAUUGAUCAGCAAGAAGUAGUGAAGAUUAUAGAGGGUUAUGAGAUGGAGAUAUCAGAGUUGAGACAGAAGCUUGAGCUAGUUGGGAAGAAUAUGAAGACAACCGAAAAUGAGAAAGUGGAAUCGGAGCUGAAGUUAUCAUCAGCAGAAGCAGAGCAAAAGAGACUUGAGAAACAGUUUGUAUCGACGGCUCUAAGUCUUGAUAAAUGGAGUCAAUGUUUCGAUAAUACCGAGUGCUUGGUAGCCGAAGAGAUGAACAAAAUAAAUCUUAGGUUGGAAAGUAUGCAGAGGCAUUUGAGUGAUCUUUUAGAUGAAGUUGAUGGACUCAAUGCAAGAGAAUCAAUGUACAAGCAACUAAUGGAGAAGAAGACCUGUGACCUCCAAAAGGCUGAGACUGAGGUUGAUCUCCUUGGCGAUGAAAUCGAAUCUCUCUUGGACCUUCUGAAGAAAAUUUACAUAGCUCUUGAUCAUUACUCACCAAUUCUAAAGCAUUACCCUGGCAUUAUCGAGAUCUUGAAGCUUGUCCGGAGAGAGUUAAAAGGAGAAUCAAAAAGAGUAUCAGUCUACUGA
Molecule: messenger RNA, 1401 nt
Organism: Microthlaspi erraticum
Lineage: Eukaryota; Viridiplantae; Streptophyta; Magnoliopsida; Brassicales; Brassicaceae
Source: the annotation of a GenBank genome assembly